This is a messenger RNA of Paramisgurnus dabryanus, 4338 nucleotides long. NCBI's taxonomy places the organism in Eukaryota, Metazoa, Chordata, Actinopteri, Cypriniformes, Cobitidae. The record is from RefSeq and is a predicted model, not a curated record.
CACACGCACACACACACACACACACGACCUGCAAGAGGAAAUGAGGAAACACACCGGAAGAGCAGAACACAGAUGAGCUGAAAGAGAUCCGAGGUGCAGCAUGGACAGAUUGAGCGUUUCUCUGCUGUUGAUUUGGGCAUUCAGAUGUUCAGAUGCAUUUAACAUGGACACAGAACAUCCACUGACAUUUAAUGGCAAACAAGAAGACUUCUUUGGCUACAGCGUUCAUCAGUACCAAUCUGAAAAUAGGAAAGAGAUCAUUGUUGGAGCUCCAUUAAAUAAUUCAACAGAGAGAAUUUACACCUGUCUCACAAAUCUAAGGAACUGUACACCACUGCAGCCAGGUUCAGAGAGUAACAGAUGGUUGGAUUUGUCAACUGCUGUGUCGUCUUCUGGUACCACAAGCAUCACUAGUUGCAGUCCAUUUCUUGCACAUGAAUGUGAUGGAAACUCGUAUCUUAAUGGUAUCUGCUACCAGUACAACAGCAGUUUACUGCCGGACUCCAACUUUACCACGGGUUUUCAAGAAUGCACAAAGCGAGAAGUCAAUCUGGUGUUUCUUUUUGAUGGAUCUGAAAGUAUGACAACAGAUCAAUUUAAUUUAAACAAAGAUUUCAUCAUAAAUAUUAUGACAAAACUAUCAAACUCCUCCAUAAAGUUUGCCGCUGUCCAAUUUUCCAAAUCUUUCCGAACGGUGUUUGACUUCAACGACUAUCAGAACAAUCGCGCUGAAGAGAAACUCAUGAAAGAGCCACACAUGCAUGAAAUCACAAACACGCACAAUGCAAUCAAAUACACAUUAGACAAGCUGUUGAAUAACGUGUCGUCUGGAGCAAACCCCAAUGCUACAAAGGCUCUGGUGAUAAUAACUGAUGGAGACCCCAGUGAUGUCGAUUAUGAUAAUGUCAUCAAGUUAUGUGAAGAGCAAAAUGUCCUCCGGUACAUCAUUGGGGUCGGAAAUGUUGGCCUAGAAAAACUGAAAUUGAUGGCUUCAAAGCCCAAAGACAACAACACCUUUUACAUUGAUAAUUACAGCGGACUCCAGGGACUCCUUGGCGAUCUGCAAAAAAAGAUCUACAAUAUUGAAGGUUCACAUGAAACAAACAAAAGCAACGACCGACAGAACUUUGAAUCAGAAUUAUCUCAGAGUGGAUUCAGUGUUGUCUAUCACACUACGGACUCUGUGAUCGUGGGUUCAGUGGGAUCUUAUAACUGGCGUGGAGUUCUGCAUGAAGUCAGAGGAUCUGGAUUCAGACAGACCGAGAUUAAAGAUCCAUCUGUCAAUAAAGACUCAUACAUGGGUUACUCUGCUGUUAUUGGACGGAGAGGCAACAUCUCUCUCCUCGUCUCUGGAGCUCCACGUGCUGAACACAAGGGUCUGGUGACGCUCUUUAACCAAAAUCAAAACACAUGGACUGUACAGAAGAACAUCACAGGAAUUCAGAUCGGGUCGUAUUUUGGAGCGUCUCUGAGCCUGUUAGACGUUGACUCUGAUGGAGAAUCAGAUUUUCUUUUGGUCGGGGCUCCGUUAUAUUACCGCUCUCAGCCGAGGGGAGAAGGGAGGCUCUACAUCUAUACUUUAUCAGAAAAGUCGUUUCUGAAGAUGCUGAACGUGUGCGAGUCAAAUGCAGGCAGAUUUGCUGCGUCUCUGGCGUCACUAAAGGACCUGAAUGGAGACGGGCUGUCAGAUGUGGCGGUCGGAGCACCGCUAGAAGAUGAAGGGACCGGAGUCGUGUACAUCUACCUCGGCGAUAAAACGCACGGCAUAAACCUGAAAUAUAGUCCUCAGCGGAUCUCAGCGAGGUCAGUUCUGUCCGGUCUGCAGCAGUUUGGAGUCUCUGUGGUGGGUGAGAUGGACAUAAAUGCUGAUAAUCUGACAGAUGUUGUGAUUGGAGCACACGGAGGAAUCGUUCUGCUGAAAGCUCGACCUGUGAUGUUUGUAUCUUCAAAACUCAGUUUCAGCCCCAGUGAAAUCAGCAUAAGUAACUUUACCUGUUCGGGGGUGGAUUUGUUUCAUGCAUUCACCCUCACUUCAUGUUUCACUGUGUUCGAGCGAACCAGCAGCACAGGUUCACUGAACAAGGAUCUGAAAAUCUCUCUGAAUAUUAAUCUGGAUGUUGUAAGAGCAAUGAAUCGAGGAUUCUUCAAGCUGCAUAAUUCAACAUCAAGGAGUCUUCAGAAGUCCAUCAUGCUGGUUUCUGAGGCCUCCUGUUUUAACUUCUCAAUCUUCAUGCCACAUUGUGUUCAUGACACGGUGACUCCACUAAAGAUUCAAAUGAAUUUCUCACAAACUGAGUUGCCGUCUGAUCAACCUUCAGCUAUUCUGGACAUCCACAGCCUGACUGAGAUGUUUGUCGAGGUACCGUUUGAAAGGAGCUGUAACAGUGACAAAUGUGUGGCCGAUCUACAGCUGAACUUCAGAUUUAUUAAUGAGACCCUACUGGUGGUGAAUCAAGCUUAUUUUAUGGUUCAUAUAACGCUGACCAACAAAGAAGACAACUCUUAUAACACCAGCAUAGUGCUGCACUACCCAGAGGGCCUGUCGUUCUCAAAAUUUGAUGCUAUUAAGAGUCGCACAACCAGCACCUGUGGCGAUCGAGAUGGCGGUGCUAGGAACAGAACCACCUGCAGUAUCAAUCUACCAGUGUAUCGAAGCGGGACUCAAACUGAGUUUCUAGCAACAUUUCGUGUGACCAAUCGGGACUACGACUGGCCAGAUAUGAUGGACAUGAUCAUCAUUGCCAACAGUGAUAACAACGGUAACACCACUGAUGGCACAGUGAAGAGGAGUAUACCGGUUAAGUUCGCCGUUAACUUGGCUAUCAGUGUGGUGAGUGAAGAUUCUGUCACGUAUCUGAAUCUCUCUCUGGAGGACAGACAGCCAAAAUCUCUCAGCAUCACCUACAAGGUGGAGAAUCUGGGCCUUAAAUCUCUGCCAGUAUCAGUCACACUCCUAUUGGCCUGUCCACAAAAAUAUGUGAUGUUCACACCGGAGAGCUUCAGCAUAAACCAGGUCUUCAGUCUCUCUAAUUUAACACAGUGUCAGAUGACCAAUGAGAAACAGGAUGGUUACUGUGGGAAGUUUCAGUGUGAUGAAUUUUCUCUGGAGACAUAUGCAGCUGUUUACUUUAUUCUGACGGCACAAGUUGCGCUUCAAAACACGAAAGAGUUUGAGUCGAGAUUUUCCUUCAACGAAUUCAGGACAGAUUAUGUCUUUAACAUCAUUGCCCAUCUGAACUACAACACAAGCCGCUACAACCAGAUGACGACGGGAUUAAAGGACGACCCCAGUAAAUCUCAGACCACAGUCAGGGUGGAGUUUGUAAUUCUGCCCAGUCGAUUGCUGAUUAUUGGCACGGGUGCUGGAGGUGGACUGAUCUUACUCAUUAUCAUCUUAGUUGUACUGCUGAAGUGUGGUUUCUUCAAGCGCAACCGUCCUGAGGAGUUGAUGACAUAUGGAAAUGGGUUAGAAAGCACACAUCAAGAUGAUCCUCUCAUGUCCAACUGCAGUGAUGGUGAUGGAGGUGCUCCUUCCCCUCUCAUCUUUCACGAAAAUGGAGAUAUAACGAUGGCUGAUAAAGAGAUGAAGAGCAGUGAUGGAGAGAUGAAGAGCAGUGAUGGAGAGAUGAAGAGCAGUGAUGGAGAGAUGAAGAGCAGUGAUGGAGAGAUGAAGAGCAGUGAUUAAAAGAUGAAGGGAAGUGAUGGAGGUGUAAGCGUGAAUGGUUUUAAAUGGUCUACAAAAGAAAAGCUUUGCUUCUGAAGGUCCAAAUACAGAGGUGCCAAGACCACCAUUCUGAUCAAAUGAAAUGAUCUUUCAUGUAGGGUUUUGUGAUAUUUCAUUGCAGUUCAGUUUGCUUGCUUUCAGUUGAACAUAAUUUAGUAUUUUUAGGUUAAGAAUUUGUUUAGUUUCAUCAUUUGUUUAUUUCAAUGUUUAGUGUGUUAAGUACGUGUGAGGGUCUGCAUGUGUUUUAAUAGCUGCUUUGUGUUUUGUUUGAAUAUUUUGUGCUUUACAGUAUUAAUAUCAGAAGUGUCAGUAAUGUAGGGAAUAAUAAAUGAGACAGGUGACAGUUCGACAGUUCCUCUAAAAGCAGGAGCAGGAUUUAUAUUAACCUGUAUUAUGUUCAGAAUAUCUAUGAACACAUUUUUCUUGAUAGAUUUCAAGCAGAUUUUUCCAUAUAUUUUUUUCCUUAUCAUUUUCAUUGUUUCCUUUUUCUUUAAUGUCAAUCCUGUGCUAUGAUCUGUAAAUAACCUUUAUUCUGAAUAUUAUAUGUUAAAUGUAAAAACACAUUGAAUAAUUAGCCAAUCAAAACAUUAAUAAAUCAGUUAAACGUAAGGAAA